Messenger RNA from Penicillium mononematosum, 213 nucleotides. RefSeq lists its product as uncharacterized. The coding region runs from base 1 to 213 and encodes 70 amino acids. The transcript has a single exon. The record is from RefSeq and is a predicted model, not a curated record. Lineage: Eukaryota; Fungi; Ascomycota; Eurotiomycetes; Eurotiales; Aspergillaceae.
AUGAAUCAGACAUGUGAGGAGUGGAUCACAGUGGAAUCAGACAACACGAUCAAGAUCCCUGAUAAAUUGAACGACCUAGACCAAAAAGCUGACCGACAUGGCCGUGAUGGGCCUAUUCCAGGGCUUGGUGAAGCCCUGCCCAACUUGUCGGCUUUUACUGAUCAUCCCAAACCAGCCCGCCGACUAAAGAAGAAGGCCAAUUCUUUCCAAUGA